Calliphora vicina (urban bluebottle blowfly) is the source of this 1532-nucleotide messenger RNA. It is a transcript of the gene Poxn, whose product is annotated as Pox neuro. The record is from RefSeq and is a predicted model, not a curated record. Gene Ontology annotation, biological process: regulation of transcription by RNA polymerase II; anatomical structure development. The coding region runs from base 1 to 1377 and encodes 458 amino acids. Lineage: Eukaryota; Metazoa; Arthropoda; Insecta; Diptera; Calliphoridae. Gene Ontology annotation, molecular function: RNA polymerase II cis-regulatory region sequence-specific DNA binding; DNA-binding transcription factor activity, RNA polymerase II-specific. The transcript is spliced from 4 exons.
AUGCCGCAUACAGGUCAAGCUGGUGUUAAUCAGUUGGGAGGAGUUUUUGUUAAUGGACGUCCUUUGCCAGAUUGUGUACGGCGACGCAUUGUGGAGUUGGCUUUGUGCGGUGUUAGACCUUGCGAUAUAUCACGACAACUAUUAGUAUCUCAUGGCUGUGUUUCCAAAAUUCUUACACGCUUUUAUGAAACUGGUUCAAUACGUCCCGGGUCUAUAGGAGGCAGUAAAACUAAGCAAGUGGCCACCCCUACAGUCGUCAAGAAAAUAAUACGUUUAAAGGAGGAAAAUAGUGGCCUGUUUGCCUGGGAGAUACGUGAACAAUUGCAGCAGCAACGUAUAUGCGAUCCCAGCUCGGUACCAUCUAUUAGUUCCAUUAAUCGUAUUUUACGCAAUAGUGGUUUAUGGACCGAUGAAAUGACAUCAAAUCAACAAAAUGCAGCUGCAGUAGCGGCAGCUUCUGGAGGCCAUCACGUAACAGCAACUCCAUACAAUGCACAAAAUCAGUUGUACAAUAAUCCCUCUAACUCCUCAAGCGUAACAAGUUCAUCAUCUGAUCCGUCAACUUACACACACACCAGAUCUUCUCAUUCUCAGCCACCACAUGGCCUACCAAAUCAUUACCGAUAUGGAGAAGUUUCUAAUGCUGCAUCUACCACAAAUGCAUUUGCAGCAGUUACUGCUGCUGACCAUCCCAUUAAGCCUUCGCCAAAACAUCCCUUAAAUGCUUUGGCAACCACUAGUUCCAGCCCAACGUCGCUGACAACUCAAUUAACAGCACAAGAUCUCUCGUAUUCGGCGGCACUACAGAAACAUUGGUUUUGGAAUCCUUCCCUUCUCUACUACACACAACAUGUCCAAGCCGCCAGCCAAUUCCUGCCCUACGCUGCUCAUACUCAGACCCCUUCAAAUGCAUAUUUCCCUUCGACUCAGCACGGCUCCAGCAGUGGCGGUUACACCAAAUCGGAAAGUUCCCUUGAUUUGACUACACCCUCGGCGGGUGAUGCUUUAAGUGAUUGCGAUUCUGGUAAAUCAUCCCCGGCAACUAUAAAUCUAACCACGUCUUCUUCAACGCGUAAACGCAAUCCCUACUCCAUAGAAGAGCUCCUAAAGAAACCAGAGAAGCGAAUGCGCCUGAAUGCUUCACUCGAUCAGAAUGACCUGAAACGAAAUAGUUUCCUUAAUCUAAGUCCCAAGAAAGAGGACUGCAACAUUAGUGUGUGUUCGGCCAGUAGUAGCAGCAAUCACAGCAGUACCGGCAGCCACAUCAGUUGUGUGGGCGAGGACAGUUGCGACGAUGAACGUCGUUGUUCGCCAACACUGAAUGUGGCUAAAAACGAAUCGGAUGAUAACUGUGAGACAGUAGAGGUGGUCAAUUAAGGUGUCAUCGGUGUUAAUAAUGUAUUUUUUUUAAUGCUUAUUUACUAAUUUGUUUUAAAAUUUGUAAAAGUAUUUGUUCAUGUAUUUACGAGUAUUAAUUUCAGUUCUAUUCAAUGUAUGUAUAUAAAUAUUAAUGUAAGUGUAUUAAAUGUUUG